GAUAAGAUCGAUCCCACGAAAAUGGUCCAACCAGGUCUAAAAAGGUUUAUAUUCGCCUUACUAACCCUAUGGAUAAUAUACUUUACCAUUAGUUCUUUAUUUACUAGUCACACUGAAUCAGUCAAGGAAUUCAGUAGUGCCAAACUAGAACUUGUCAAUGCAUUAGAAACACAUUUCGACUGGAAGAAAACAGGACUAAACUUCCAACCAACUUCCAGGAUUGCCAUAACUAAAGAUACAAUUGUCCAGCAGCAAUUAUCAUCUGCAUUCCCCUAUGAUCCCAAUGAUUCCUUUCCCAAGAAAAUCUGGCAGACGUGGAAAGUUGGCCUUGAUGAACAUGAUUUUCCUCAUAAAUAUAGACGAUAUCAAGGUACUUGGGAACAAAAGAACGCUGGAUACAAACACUAUGUUCUUUCAGACGCCGAGUGUGAUGUUCUUGUUGAGAAAUUGUUUGUUAGUGUCCCUGAUGUGGCUCAUACGUACAAGAUCAUGCCCAAGAGUAUUCUCAAGGCAGAUUUUUUCCGAUACUUGAUCCUUUUCGCUAAAGGAGGAGUUUAUACAGAUAUAGACACCACUGCAUUAAAACCCAUUGAUGAUUGGGUUUCGAAUAGUCAAGUUUAUUUAGGAGUUGUUAAUAAUGCGGGAUUAGUUGUGGGUAUAGAAGCUGAUCCUGAUCGUCCUGAUUGGGCCGAAUGGUAUGCUAGAAGAAUUCAAUUCUGCCAAUGGACUAUUCAACUGAAGAAAGGACAUCCCAUGUUGGGACAAUUGAUUGCAAAAAUCACGGAACUUACAUUACAAAGAGAAGAACAGGGUACUUUAGAAAAAGUAUUGGGAAAAGAUGAAGGAGGAGAUAUCAUGAACUGGACCGGACCUGGGAUAUUCACAGAUUAUGUGUUUGCAUAUAUUAAUAGCAUUCUUGAAUCUCGUGCUAGCUUCAAACUGAGGAAAUAUGAUGGAGCAGUGGAUUGGAAAUUGUUUACCGGGAUGGAACAGCCCAUUGUAUUAGAUGACGUGAUGGUAUUGCCGAUAACUUCAUUUAGUCCUGAUGUGAAUACUAUGGGUGCUGGUGAUUCUAAACAUCCUAUUGCCUAUGCCAAGCAUAUGUUCCUGGGCUCUUGGAAGAAAGACGAUCCAAUGCCUGGAAUGGAAGAUUAAUGUAUUUAUGUUUGUAAAGUUUAAAUUUGUACACUAAUUCUGAAUAAUUAUCACUAGAAGUAAUACUUCUGCUUACACUAGACUCUUGUGACAGUUCAACACGUUCAAAAGGUUUGACAUAUUUAUCAACGAAAGAUAGGUGGUAGAUAUAUUGCCAGGGCUAGGAGGGCCAUCAUAUUUAGUUGCGUGUGGAAAAAAGCUAACGCAGGUUUAAGCAGAGUGAUAAAGCCAUCCGCAUAAAACUAAUUGGACUAAAUUUAGAUCUGCAUGGAAGACCUUUUUUAGCAUUGUGAGAUCUUGAGAUAUAUCAGCUUAUCGUACGAGUGCC
This is a messenger RNA of Spathaspora passalidarum NRRL Y-27907, 1483 nucleotides long. RefSeq names its product glycosyltransferase family 32 protein. Gene Ontology annotation, cellular component: mannan polymerase complex. The transcript has a single exon. Gene Ontology annotation, biological process: protein N-linked glycosylation. The record is from RefSeq and is a predicted model, not a curated record. The coding region runs from base 22 to 1155 and encodes 377 amino acids. Gene Ontology annotation, molecular function: alpha-1,6-mannosyltransferase activity. NCBI's taxonomy places the organism in Eukaryota, Fungi, Ascomycota, Pichiomycetes, Serinales, Debaryomycetaceae.